Molecule: messenger RNA, 774 nt
Organism: Funneliformis mosseae
Lineage: Eukaryota; Fungi; Glomeromycota; Glomeromycetes; Glomerales; Glomeraceae
Source: the annotation of a GenBank genome assembly
AUGAUUCCAGAAUGUCAAAUUACAACUUGUUCAUCACAUGAAAGUUCUAUUAUAUACAUGGUAAAAUUAUAUGGACUAUGUUUGCUUUUCGAAGCAAUUCUCUUUGAAAUAAUAUCAAUUGUAUUAACAUAUUUACUUUGGAGAAAUAAAACUUGGGUAGUUUUGAAAGAUUUUAAGGUUACAAGACACAAACAUAUCAAAAGAAUGUAUAUGACCUAUCAAAUUCAAACAGCAUUAGUUCAUGCUCAAAUCGUUAUGACAUUAAUAUUAGCAUAUACAAUUUGGAUUAUGGAAAUAUUAGCCACUCAUACAAAAAUAAUUAUGUUUGGAGCUGACAUAGAAGAAUUAUGGACCAACCCUUUUCUACUUUACUUUAUUUUUCAAUUUUAUAUUUUAUUAGUACUUAAAGCGAUUAGAAGUGAAUCACAUCUUUUGAUUUGCGUCAUAUAUUUGGGUAAUAUAGGUGAAUGGUUAGAGGUCUUCUUACAAAUAUAUCAUUGGUGCCCAAUUGAUCUAAUGAAUGAUAGUGAGUCUAGAUGUCAAUUUUGGAAUUUAGUUAAUAAUAAUUUUUGGUAUAAAUACGUUUUUAUUUGCACUAUUGUGGUCUUAUUCAUAAUUUUGAUUCAAACCAUUAAUACUAUAAGAUGUCAUCGGAAUUUUGGAAAAAAUUUUGGAUUUUAUUUAAGAUACCAAUAUUCACCGGAAUUCGAAUACAGUGAUGAUAUCCCUUCGUGUAUAACAAGGAAUAAUGAAAAAACAAUUGAACUAGCUUAA